AUGAAAACAAUCAUCAGCUCGAUGGAUCCCGCACAUCCUUCACAUCCAAAGUUAUCACCUGCAUCCUCUUCCUCCUCCUCGCGCCCAGGUCCUGACCCAGACCCCAAAGGUGGUCCAUCACAGCAACCGCAACCUGUGGCAGACUCUGGGGACUCGCCUUUCAAGGAGACAGGUCAAGCGAGUGCCGCCGUCAAUAUCAAGCCCCCAGUCAGACCAAAACAACAGCAGCAGACGAGGAAGCGUACGCAACAAAAUACUGGCCACCAAGACCCGUCUCCCGAGCCUGUCAAGAAGCGCCAAGUCUCUCGGUCGGCAACGCACACUCCACCCGGUGAUCAACUCUCGUCCCAAGUCACGCUUGGGUUUGUGCCCUGUCCGCAAGAGGAUCCGGUGGAUGUGAGUAAUACAGACUUUUUGAUCAGUCAGGGCAUUCAUGAAUUGCCGACCCACCAUACAUCAUCCAUGAUGAUGCCUUUCUCGGGGCCUGUUGGGCGGCAAGAGCUUUACCGAAGAAGGCACAGUCUUGAUGAGCAUGACUUUGCAGGAGGAGGAGAGAGUGAACCCACGCAGCAGCGGCCUGGUCUUGAUGAUGGCACCUAUAGUCACGUGGCGACCAUAGGCGAGUCGGCUGGGUCUUCAGACACCAUGGCCCAUGCGUCGUCGUCCAGUCACACAUACCCGUCCAUGGUUCUACUGGACGAUGACGAGAACGCACCCUCGCCACAUAUCUCCAAUCAGCAGCCAUUGUUAUUUUCUCCGCCCGUCGGUCAGGUCAAGAUCGAGGAGGAUUCCGAAACCAACAUCUCUGGCCAAGCAUCGCAAGGUCUGACCCUCAUCUCCAACGAGGAUUUCAACCAGAGCAGCCAAGCUGAACGUGAAGAGCAAGCGUACGUGAACGUAUCUCCUUCGUCGACCGAAGCACAUGGUGGCGUCCUUUCAAACGAGACCUGGACCCAACCUGGACAAGCAAACACUUCCUCAGGCGGUUUGGUUCCCUACACCCCUGCCCAGUACCAGUAUCAAGCUCAACAACAACAGACAUCCUUUGGCACCUUAAUCCAGCAACACCAACAGUCACACACGACCCAAGCGCCAUUGCCAGGUGUCAAAGAGAUCGCUGGUUUCUAUCAGAGUGUUCCUUUGCCCGAGUCACCGAUGCUCGAUCGCAGCCAGUAUGCUCUCGGACCCCAAGGCGCUCACCACGCACAUGUACAGUACAUGGGACUCUACAACGCCGCCCACUACACGGCCGCUCCUGGAAUGGGACCUCUGCCCUUGCCGCAUUCUUACCCUGUCCCCAUGGGAUUCCAAGAGAUUCCCCUGACGAGACGACGACGCGAUCGGCACCACCAUCAGGCGCCAUACGGAACCUCUAGUUGCCACGAUCCUUCGCGGCAACAGCAGUCUGGAGCCAAGGCUCAAGACCCUUCUGGUGCGAAUGGGUUGCUGGAAUCACUGAGCAUGGCUGUCCGAUCAGAGUCAUUCAAACAAGAAAACGAUGCCGCCGGCUCUGAAGGUCCACAGUCGCAACGCCAUCAUGAAGUUCAAGAUCGAGAUCCCGACCCCAAGGCAUGCAAUAACUGUCAGACGACGACGACCCCCAGCUGGAGGCGAUGCCCAAAGGGGCGAAUCCUGCUCUGCAACGCCUGUGGGUUAUACCAGAAGCUACAUGGCAAGUCACGGCCACACUACCUAGCCAAGGAUGGAACUAUCAAGGUGCAGCGCAUCGUCCCUGAGCACGCACCUUGUGUUCAAUGUCACACGCGCACCAGUCCAACUUGGAAGAAAGGUCCGAAGGGCGAGGCAAUCUGCCAUACUUGCAGUACGACCAUGAAGCUUGGUCGAUCGCAGAGCAAGAGCAAGGUCCCCAGGAUGAUCGAGUACCCGAGUCCUGCUGAUAUGAUGUCUGUCGUUUCGGAGGGCAUGUACUCUGGUGACCCUUCGGGUGCAGAGUAUUCUGAGGCGAUGGUGAUGAGGGGCUUCCACCCACAUGGACUCAGCGUUGGAGCUGGCGACUUGACGCCGGGCUCGUCGUCCUAUGGUGAUGUUGAAGGUGGUCAGCGUCGGCCACACUCUUCCAUGACGCGACAUUCUACCAGGGCGGCACAACAACACGGCUACCUCGUCGACCAUCCCUCAAGAUCGGGUGUCAACCAGUACCAAGGCAACCGGCCUGUAGUCUACGGGUUUGGGCAAGUUGGACCAGCAUACGGGUUGGCACAGUACGGUAGUUACGACACGAGUGGAUACAGUCUUGCGAGCUUGCACGCUACCUACCCGACGAGCCCUAGUGUAUGGCAGCCAGAUGUUUCUUCUUACAGUUCUGGAGCCUACAGUCAUGGUGCAGGGCCAUUCACACUCGAGUCGUCGACGCCCCAGCAAGGCCAGUUCCAGCAACAGCGCGAAGCAACGAGCUUGCUGCGAAUGGACUCCUCGUCUGCUCUCCCAACAUCAACUCAGUCAUCGCCUGAGGGACAUCAGCUCCUGGUCCCUUUAAAUCGGCCAACUCAGCCCAGCUAUUUCACUUGGGGACAAACGCAACAGACACGUCUGCCACAGCCUUUGUUGCACUCUGCUGCCUGGGGCGCCGGUGGCAAUGGAGGAGGCACUGGUCAAGCUAUGAACGUGUCAUCGGAAGUCGGAUUCUCACCAGAACAGCAACAGCAGCACCGGAUAUUUUUGAUCAACCAGCGCUCAGGUUCGGCUAACUCCCGUCAAGACAUCUUGAGCCAAGGUCUCCCUCAUUUCGCUAGUUCUGCAACAUCGAACGAGUCCGCAGCUCUUCAAGACCGUCAUCAAGUUCAUCAGGCACAGCAUCAAGCGCACAACACCUUGAUGCACCACCAACUGCGUCAUCUCCAGCAACAACAUGCGCUGCAGCAUGCCUACCGCUCUGUUUACGGCCAACAGCAGCAGCAUCACCAAGCCUCGCAUUCAUACUCUUCUUAUCCGGCUUCAAUUCCAGUCCGCAGCCACAGUCCAAGUCAAGACCAGAAGAACCGAGACUACGAGGCAGCUCUUCAAUCCUAUGUCCAAGCAGGAGGUUCUGACGAUGCGGGCAUGCCAGCGCACUCUUCCACAAUGGGUGUUCCAACCGUCGAUGCCACUGUCGAACAGGCUGCAGGAGCGAAGCCAGCAGCAUCAGACUCAAGUCUGAACAAGGACCCCUCCUCCUCUUCUGACCACGAGAGUCCUAUCGGUGGCCCACACAGCAACGACAAUGGAGGCGAGAUUGCAAAGAGCGAGAGCAACCUGGAGGCCAUGGCGGCCGAGACUCUUGCCAACACAUUCUUCGACCGACAGAACCCUGCCGCCACUGCGUUUUCGCCCGUUCCAGAGUCUGGCCCGAAUUCACGAUUAGACGCAGCAUUUCCAAUUGCAGCAGCAACGACGCCGACGACGACGGCGCACACGCCGGUUGUUGUGACUGAGGUCAAGAAACAGAAGAAGAGUACUGGAUCGGGUACUAUAGACGUUGAAGGCAAGGCGUCGUCAACAUCUUUGUCGUCGUUGUUGUCGCACAAAUCGUCGCAGCAGCAGCAGCAGCAUGGAGGGUCUACUGCACCCUCCACAUCAGUGUCAGGAUCAGAAUCACGACAGAGCGCGUCAACGUCAGCGGUCUCGGCGAUCCCUGAGGAGGCUGGGGGCAGUGAAGGGGGUUCGGAUGGUCAUCGUCCUCGACGAAGCGAGCGGAAUCGUUCCGCUCCUAACAGCGCAGGCUCCGCAUCUGUUACCGAUGCUACCACUCCUGCUGUAGCUCCCAAGUCGGCCAAGAAGCAGGAGGGUCUGAUGAACCAGCACCUGAACCGACGCUAUUGA
Linnemannia hyalina is the source of this 3819-nucleotide messenger RNA. The record is from the annotation of a GenBank genome assembly. Lineage: Eukaryota; Fungi; Mortierellomycota; Mortierellomycetes; Mortierellales; Mortierellaceae.